GUAUCUUAUUUAAUCAUUUGUUUGACAAAAUGUGUGCGGAUAAGACGUCACGCGUGAUGAUAAGUGUAGAUGUUAACGGUGUUUUACCUUCACAUUUGAACUAUGGCGCUUUUAUUUUGGAACAAAUCUCGAAUCUUAAUGAAAAAAUUGCAUUUAUCAAUGGAGCAACAGACGAACAAAUAAGUUUCGGUGAGAUAGAACAACAAAUAGUGAACGUUUCGUCAUCGUUAACCAAGUUGGGGGUGAAGCCAGGAGAUGUGGUGGCCAUCUGCAGCGAGAACAGGCCAGAGUUCCUGAUCUCGGCUAUAGCAGCACUGUGCAGCGGAGCUGUGAUUACUUUCAUCAAUAGUGCUUACAAUAGAGAUGAAUUGAAGCACACAAUGAAUAUAUCGAAACCGAAAUACUUUUUCAUGUCUCCAAGCACGCUUAAAACCUAUUACGAAGUUGUGAGAGAAUGUAGACCAAACUGCAAGUACUUUGUAUUCGGGGACAUAGACAAAAGUAUUGGUACCAGCUAUGGGGAAUUGGUUAGGGUGUAUAUUGAUAGACGGACUUUCCAACCUGUGGAUUAUAAAGGACGUGUGGAGACGGCGCUCAUACUUUACUCCUCGGGCACGACAGGCCCACCGAAAGGUGCAAAAGUGACACAUUCCGGAUUGAUUAUAGCUGGAAUGCAGCCUACAUGCAGCAAACGUGAUUUGACAUUCUUAUCAAUAGCACCAUGGUCAAACACCGUUGGAUACAUUAACACUAUAAGAGAAACCAUAAGAGGACGGACCUGCGUUUAUUUAAAUAAAUUCAACGAAGCAACCUAUCUAGGAGCGGUGGAAAAACAUAAAGCAGGACUUCUAAUGGCUGUGCCACCAUUGGUCGUAAUGUUGGCCAAAUCGUCAAUUCUAAAAGAAUACGACGUCAGCUCGGUCGAACUUGUUUAUAGUGGAGGCGCUCCACUAGACUGGAACGUCAUUAUGGAAAUGAAACAAAGGUUUCCGAACUUGAAGCACGUGCUACAAGGCUACGGCAUGACAGAAACAACGGGAGUUCUCACUGAGGAACACGAAGGAGUCACUCAGAAUGGCAGUGUGGGUAGAGUGGCCCCUGGAAAUACAGUUAAAAUUGUGGACAUAGAGACGAGAAAGAUCUUGGGGCCAAAUGAACAAGGCGAAGUGUGCGUGAAAGGCCCGGUUUUAUUCGCGGGCUACAUCGGGAAGGACAUGUCCGAAUAUUUCGACGAGGACGGGUAUUACAGGACGGGCGACGUGGCUUACUACGACGAUGAGGGGUUCUUUUUUAUCACUGAUAGGCUGAAGGAGCUCAUCAAGUAUAAAGCUUGGCAGGUUGCACCUUCAGAGCUAGAAGCCGUGAUUCUUCAACACCCCAAGGUGAAAGAUGUGGGAGUGAUCGGCACACCAGAUCAAUUAGCUGGUGAGCUACCAACUGCGUUCGUCGUGAAGAAAUCAGAAGAAUUGACGGAGAAGGAGGUCAUAGACUUCGUUGCUUCGAAGGUGUCACCAUGGAAAUAUUUGCGAGGAGGUGUGAGGUUCAUCGAAGAGGUGCCAAAGAACGGCAGCGGUAAGAUUCUAAGGCGAUUGUUACGGGAUCUACUAAAGAAAAACAUGCAGAGCAAACUAUGAUACCUUUAUCAAUAC
Messenger RNA from Ostrinia furnacalis (Asian corn borer), 1649 nucleotides. RefSeq names its product 4-coumarate--CoA ligase 1-like. Gene Ontology annotation, molecular function: CoA-ligase activity. Bases 30 to 1634 code for a protein of 534 amino acids. The transcript has 10 exons. The record is from RefSeq and is a predicted model, not a curated record. Lineage: Eukaryota; Metazoa; Arthropoda; Insecta; Lepidoptera; Crambidae.